AUGGAGACAAUUCAACUCCUUUUAUCUCUAGCUGCACAAUUCAAGUGGGCUAUCUAUCAAAUGGAUGUAAAAUCAGCAUUUUUAAAUGGAGUUCUUGAAGAAGAAAUCUAUACGGAGAAACCCCCUGGAUACAUGAAAUUUGGAAAGGAAAAUAAAGAGGCAUAUACGAAGGCCAUUUUGAAAAGAAAUAAGAUGGAAGAAUGUAAGCCUGUAGCAACACCAAUGGAGCUUGGCACAAAACUCUCUAGAUUUGAGGGAGGAAAUCAAGUAAAUGCACGUGAAUACCAUAGUUUGGUAUCAAAGGCAGGAUUGGAAGUAAACCAAGCAAAAAUCGAUGCAAUUGCCAAUUUACCACCACCAGUCAAUGUAAAAACACUUAGGAGUUUCCUGGGGCAUGCAGGAUUCUAUCGGAGAUUCAUUCGAAACUUCUCUCAAAUCGCAAGACCCCUAAGUGCACUUCUCGAGGUUGAUCUCAAAUAUGAAUUUGAUGAUGCAUACGCCGAAGCGUUCCACACUCUAAGAAAAACACUCAUCACCGCACCAAUUCUUGUUGUGCCCGACUGGACACAAUCGUUUGCGUUGAUGUGCAACGCAAGUGGAUAUGCGAGAAAAAGAAAUGCUCGUAGUGGUGUUUUCCCUGGAGAAAUUUCGACAGUACCUAAUCAGAUCGAAUGUGGUAGUGUAUAUAGAUCACUCUGCGAUCAAGUACCUCAUGGCAAAAAGGGAUACAAAGCCAAGACUGAUUAG
Benincasa hispida (wax gourd) is the source of this 747-nucleotide messenger RNA. The record is from RefSeq and is a predicted model, not a curated record. Lineage: Eukaryota; Viridiplantae; Streptophyta; Magnoliopsida; Cucurbitales; Cucurbitaceae.